Messenger RNA from Chelonia mydas (Green sea turtle), 5451 nucleotides. RefSeq names its product telomerase reverse transcriptase (gene TERT). The transcript is spliced from 17 exons. The record is from RefSeq and is a predicted model, not a curated record. NCBI's taxonomy places the organism in Eukaryota, Metazoa, Chordata, Testudines, Cheloniidae. Gene Ontology annotation, molecular function: telomeric repeat DNA binding; telomerase RNA binding. Gene Ontology annotation, cellular component: telomerase catalytic core complex. Bases 1 to 4101 code for a protein of 1366 amino acids. Gene Ontology annotation, biological process: telomere maintenance via telomerase.
AUGGCAGGCUCUGGGCCCUUUCGUGCCGUGCUGGCCAUGCUGGAACGCUGCUAUGCCGACGUGCUGGGGCUUGAACAGUUUGUGCAGAGGCUCCGGGAGGCGGCUGCCUGCAGGCCUGGCGAAGCUGAACUGCUGCAGCGCGGAGACUCCGAGCUCUAUCAGACGUUUGUGUCUCAGUGCGUGGUGUGCGUCCCCCGGGGAGCCCGAGCCAUCCCCCAGCCCCUCUCCUUCCAACAGUUAUCUAGUGAGAGUGAAGUAGUCAUAAGAGUCAUUCAAAGACUUUGUGAAAAAAAGAAGAAAAAUGUCCUUGCAUUUGGGUAUGCAUUAUUGGAUGAAAACAGUUCCUAUUCGCAGGUUAUGUCUACUUCAAAUAUAUGCAGCUAUCUACCUAAUACUGCAACAGAAACUCUUCGGAUGAGUGUGCUAUGGGAAACAUUAUUGAGCAGGAUAGGGGAUGAUAUUAUGAUGUAUUUAUUGGAACACUGUGCUAUGUUUAUGCUAGUGCCACCUAGUUGCUCUUAUCAAAUAUGUGGGCAGCCUAUGUAUGAGCUUACUUCAAGUAAUGCAGCACCUUCCACAGUGUUUGUAAAACAAAGAUAUUCAAAAAGUAGACAUAAUAUUCUGUUUGACUACAUGCAAAAAAAAUGUCAGUUAUCAAAGACAAACAAGUGGAAAUGGAAACCAAGAUCAGAAAUUAAUAUCUUGAGCACUAAUAGUCAAAGGAAUAAUAAAACACAAGGCUCUGCACCUGAUUAUGAGCAUUCUGCCACAGCUAAGGGAGCUGUUGGGCAAAAUUCUAAAACAAACAAACAGGUCAGAAUGGUCACUGGAAACCUGGAAAAUCUCAGAGGACCUAACCUAUAUCCAGUUGCUACUGCCACACCUUCAAAAAGGAAGCUUGAUAGGGAUCAAUUUGAAGUUACAGCUAAAAGGAUGAAGAUAAACCUAAGGGAAGAAGAGGAUGCUUGGAGCUUUGGAUCUAAUGUAGAUAAAAACAAGUUCACUCUGGACAUCAUUUAUGAUACACAGUCUCUUUCAUGUGUAGAAUCAUUUUCUGUAAAUAACUUUAUUAAAAUAAAGUCCAUUUCUCAAGAAAAUGAGAGUAGAGCAGAGACUCCUGAUGCACCAUCUUUAGUGCAGGAAGUUCAAGAUAGUAAGGAAAAAUCUGUGACAGAUGAUGAGAAUUCGUUAAGGCUGCGUGUUCAGUGUAAUAAACUUUAUAAAUCUAGCACUGAUACUAAAACAAAUUCCAGCAGAGAGGGAGUAGAGCUAGAUAUCUGUAAAUUUCAGGUUGGUUCUGUACAAAUGAAAAAAGCAGAAGAUAAAUUUUUAAAAUACAGAGGUCUUAAGUGCUCCCCAACUAAUAUAGCUAAGAAGCUAUCCAAUAAAAUCUCACGUUCCAGAGUGUACAUUGGGAGGAAAUGUCUUUUGUAUUCUUCCGGGAGCUUCCGAGAAUGUUUUCCUAAAUCAUUUUUAUUGAAUCGCUUAAAGGGCAGCCAAGCAGGGGGACAACAGCUUGUAGAAAUGAUAUUCUUAAACAGCAAAAUAUUGGCUCAAAAAUGCAGUGCAAACAUACCAAGUUACAACUGGAGAAAGAAGAGAUUGCCCAAACGCUAUUGGCAGAUGAGAGAUGUAUUUCAAAAAUUGUUAAAGAAUCAUGCAAAGUGUCCCUAUUUGGUACUUUUAAAAAAGAAUUGUCCUGUGUGGAUUUCUGAGACAAAUUCAAGCAAAAUUGACACAAUUUGUCAGUCAGUUUCUUGUGACAGAGUACAGAUUGAUAGGGAAGCAGAAGGUCAAGUUGGGAAAGAGCCUCCUAUAUGUUUGACAAGCAAUAGCAGAGAAGGUGGUUACACUGAUGUUCCAAAUGAUUCUUGUUUGCUUUCAAAAAGAACUUCAACCGAUUUAGGUAUCUUAAGCAGCCCUGAGAAAUUUGUGUUGGGGCAAACAGAAAAUGAAAGACAAAAUGCUAAAGAAUUCUGUGACCCUGACUUGAAGGAGCUUCUCAGACAGCACAGCAGCCAUUGGCAGGUGUAUGUUUUUGUGCGGGAAUGUUUAGACCUGGUGGUACCAGAAGAACUGUGGGGUUCUAGCUAUAACAAAUGCCGCUUUUUAAAAAAUGUGAAAACAUUCAUCGCCUUGGGAAAAUUUGCCAGGUUUUCUUUGCAGGAAUUGAUGUGGAAGAUGAGAGUGAAUGACUGUACAUGGCUUCGUGUGAUCAAAGAGAAUAUGCUCCCUAGGAACUCCAGUAGGAUCUUUGUUUUUGGCCCUGAUCCAGCAAAACUCUUAGGUGAUCAUUUUGUUCCUGCUUUGGAACACCAUUACCGUGAAGAAAUUUUGGCCAAGUUCCUAUACUGGCUGAUGGAUUCCUAUAUUGUACAGCUGCUCAGAUCAUUUUUCUACAUCACCGAGACCAUGUUCCAGAAGAACAUGCUUUUCUUCUACCGAAAACUAAUUUGGAGCAAGUUACAGAACAUUGGAAUGAGAAACCAUUUUGCCAAAGUGCAUCUUCGUGCAUUAUCUGCAGAGGAAAUUGAAAAAGUACAGCAGAAGAAAUGUGUUCCUAUGGCAUCAAAACUUCGGUUCAUCCCUAAACCAAAUGGGUUGCGACCUAUAGUAAAAGUGAACACUGUUGUUGGAGCAAAAACAUUGAACAGGAAAAGCAGAGACAAGAAGGUUCAUUACUUCAACACUCAACUUAAAAAUCUAUUUAGUGUUCUGAAUUAUGAACGAACCGAAAACACCAGUCUCCUAGGCUCCUCAGUGUUUGGGAAAGAUGAUAUAUAUAAAAUAUGGAGGAAGUUUGUUUCUGAAGUUCUUGAAUCAAAUGAUAAAAUACCUCGUUUCUACUAUGUGAAGGCUGAUGUCACUGGGGCUUAUGAUACUAUUCCUCAUAAUAAACUUGUGGAAGUGGUCUCACAAAUCCUAGAUCCUGAGAAAAGAACAGUCUACUGCAUACGGCGUUAUGCAGUGAUCAAGAUUACCAUGAAUGGACAAAUCAGAAAAUACUAUAGAAGACACGUUUCCACUUUCAAGGAUUUUAUGUCCCAUAUGAGAUUAUUUGUGUCCCAUCUGCAAGAGACUACAUCGCUGCAAAAUGCCAUAGUAGUUGAACAGAGCCUUUCUUUAAAUGAAACAAGCUCCAGCCUGUUUGCUUUUUUUCUGCAAAUGAUCCAUAACAACAUCCUGGAGAUUGAGGGCAGAUACUACUUACAGUGUUGUGGAAUUCCGCAGGGCUCUAUUUUAUCAACUCUGCUUUGCAGUUUAUGCUAUGGAGACAUGGAAAACAAAUUAUUCUGUGGAAUACAGCGAGAUGGAGUGCUGAUACGGUUAAUUGACGACUUUUUGCUACUUACACCUCACUUAACACUAGCGAAAACUUUUCUGAGGACUCUGGCGACAGGCAUUCCUGAGUAUGGCUUUUUAAUAAACCCCAAGAAGACCGUGAUGAAUUUUCCUGUUGAUGAGGAUAUCCCAGGAUGUUCCAAAUUUAAACAGUUACCAUAUUGCGGUGUGAUCCCAUGGUGUGGGUUGUUACUAGAUAUACAGACACUUGAGGUUUACUGUGACUACUCCAGUUAUGCCUGUACUUCUAUCAGGUCAAGUCUCUCCUUCAAUUCAAGCAGCACAGCAGGGAAAAACAUGAAAUACAAACUUGUCACAGUCUUGAAGCUGAAAUGUCAUAGUUUAUUUCUCAAUUUACAGGUCAACAGUCUUAGAACAGUUUUCAUUAACAUUUAUAAGAUAUUUUUGCUGCAGGCCUACAGGUUCCAUGCAUGUGUUCUCCAGCUUCCCUUUAACCAGCAAGUUAGAAAAAACCCUUGCUUCUUCCUGAGGAUCAUUUCUGAUACUGCAUCAUGCUGCUAUUCUAUUUUGAAAACCAAAAACACAGGGAUUGCUUUAGGCACCAAAGGUGCUUCUGGGCUAUUUCCUUCUGAAGCAGCAGAAUGGCUUUGCUAUCAUGCUUUCAUUAUCAAACUGACAAACCACAAAGCUGUCUACAAGUGCCUUCUUAGGUCCCUAAAAAUAUGUUGGUCAACACAGAGGAUAACAUCAUGCUUUCACCCUCAUUCCUUUUGCAGAAGUGGAAGAUGUUUGCACUGAUUCUGAAAGUUGCUGAUCGCUUAGUUGAGGGUGUGUGUGAUGGGUUCCCCAGGGUACAACCUAGAACUGGGGUACCUCUGAACUUUCUGUCUUACCAACCUGGGCUCCCUCUCACACUGUGAUGCUGUGACAAGCUUCAAACCUCUCCGGGUACUGCACUUACACAGACAUCCACAGGCAGGGAUGCAGCCAGCUGCGUUACAUGAAUGCUUCUCCUAGCCGCUCAUAAACCAACAAUGGAGAGGCUCCAGCCAAUUCCCCAGAGCUCCCCAGCCUAGGACCCCAGAGCUGUACCAUCUUACCCUGAUCAGAAACCUGACCAGUGUGUUUAUUACCCCGUCCAUCUUUCCCUCAAUGUGGAGAGGACAUGCACCAGCUCUUGUCCCUGAGCAGAUUUCCCAUGUACUUCAAGCAAAAUCUACUGUUUUAGGUCAACUAUAAAACAGAUUUAUUAACUAAAAAGAGAGAGAUUUUAAUUGAUGAUAUGUAAUAAGUGUACAGAUCAAAGCUGGUUACCUAGGAAAUGAAAGUAAGAUUGCAAUCUAAGUUAUAUAAACUAGAUAGGAUUUAAAUCAGGCAGUGUUUCACCUUGAUAGAUGGGAGAGUUCCUAAAUACACAAGCUGAGAUUCUCCUUUCCAGCCUGGGACCAUCUCCCCAAUUCAAAGUUUUUGUCCUCCAAAUAUAUUUCCAGGUGUUGAGUUGUGGGGGGAGUGAGGCCAAGUGGUGAUGUCACUUCCUCCUUUUAUAGUUUCUUCCAGCUUGCUGGAAAGAUCCUUUGCUAUGACAUGAGUCAAACAGUCUCCAUUGUCUACAUGCUAUCUCUGAGAGGUUUCCAUUGUAUACAGUUCCUGGGGUAGUCCUUUGUCAUAUGGAUUCCCCUUAAUAGAGGGCAAAAGUUGUCUUGCUUCUCCAUUGUUGUACCUGAAAGGCUAGUUGUGGGUGUUUCCAACUUCACAACAUAAUUCAGUAACACACACACAGCAAAACUUCGUAAUGUCCCAUAAAACAAUAGCAUAUACAAUCCAACAGGAUAUUAAUAUUCAACAGAUGGAGACUUUUAAAAUGAUACCUUACAAGGCAUACUUUGUACAAAACAUAUCAUAUUUAUAUCACCAUGGUGAAUAUGGGGGUGCCAGGGUGUUGCUUUGGAGUGCAGAGUGUUACAGGGUGAAAAAAGGAUAUUUGUAUAAAGUUAGUGUAAAGACCCUAGAGUAUUUCUUGCAAUGACUUUGUCAUAAAUAUAAAGGGAAGGGUAACCACCUUUCUGUAUACAGUGCUAUAAAAUCCCUCCUGGCCAGAGGCAAAAUCCUUUCACCUGUAAAGGGUUAAGAAGCUAAGAUAACCUCGCU